AUGAAAGAACUAAAAGCACUUGAUUUACAUCUUUUUUUGAUCUUUAACAGCACGAUAAAGAUAAAAAGUAAAUGUUCAAUGUUGGAGAAACAGUCAAGAAAUAGUUCCAUACAUGAAUAUCCUUCCGAAACGAACCGAUUGAACAAAGGAAAGAACAUCGCCAAAGGCAGAAUACCAAUUAGUGUUACUAUCGGUCUUGUUUUAACAUGCAUUACAAUUGCACUUCAAUGUAUUGCAUUUUUCACACCACAUUGGAAAGAAAUUUCUCCUAGCGCACAUUCACUGUAUGUCGAUGGCGUCGAUGCAUUAAUUCGUACCGAAGUUUUGCAUUAUUUCAACACAAUUCAUCGUUACACACGUCAUUCUUAUGGUUUAUUUCAACGAUGUGAAUAUAUUCUCAGUAAUUCUUCUGUCUAUAACUAUCAAACCAAUCUCGUGAACAUCUUUCGAAAUCAGAACGGACAGAAAUGUACGAAAAACUACUUGCCAUCGUAUAAUGACGAACAUUUCAAUGAAUGUCAUAGUUUACCUUAUUAUCGAUUUUGUACGAAGGCGAGCGAGAAGAAAUUCGAUGUUAACAAUGAUUAUCUUCGUACCGCAUUUGAUAUCUCAUCUUUAAGCAGUAGUUCUGAUUCGAAAUCUUCUUGUGAAUGUCAUUAUCCACCCUAUGUUAUUCUCUGCCGUAUUCUGACGAUUGUAGGAUUAUUAUUUCUUGCUCUUACUAUUAUUUUAUAUAUUUGCACACUGUUUUGUAACAAUCAACACUAUCGAAUGAAAAUACGAUGCUUUGGCUUUUUAACAGUGAUAUCGUCGGUUUUAUUUCUCUUGUUAACUCUAAUUAUUACACGUCAACAUAUGGAAUACGAAUCAAUGGAUUAUCUGAUUGCGAUCCAGAAACAUUAUCGUUCCAAUCAGAUUUACAAAUUAUCUCAAGAUAUGAAAAUUGCCAUCGAUCGAUUUUUAGAAAGUGUUGAAAUUCGAACGGGAUAUUCAGCGAUCGUGGCUUGGGUCGCGCUCGUUCUAUCGAUUGUCGAUGGAAUUCUAUUAGUAACGACAUGUCGAACAUCAAAUGAAGCAAGCGAUGAUGAAAGCGAAACACAUAUGAACUUAAUGUCAUCGUCAGCCAAUGAAGAUCAUCAAUUUACAGCUAUUCCCGAUGAUAUUCAAUCUCCGUCGACAUUCGUCAAUCAUCAUCAUCAUGAAAUGCCUCACAAGUUACCAACGUUACAUGAAGAUGAAGUAUGA
Adineta ricciae is the source of this 1245-nucleotide messenger RNA. NCBI's taxonomy places the organism in Eukaryota, Metazoa, Rotifera, Eurotatoria, Adinetida, Adinetidae. The record is from the annotation of a GenBank genome assembly.